AAAUAAUUUGAGCUAUGCCACAAAGGACGGGGGUACCUAUCACAGCUGCAAAGCGUCUCAAAAUGGACCGGCUGCAGCUGGCUAAAGACCCUGUCCCUUAUAUUGUGGCAGAGCCGCUUCCGAGCAACAUUUUGGAGUGGCACUACGUGGUGAUGGGACCGCCUGGUUCCCUCUACACCGGAGGUUAUUACCAUGGUAAACUGGUCUUCCCUAAAGAGUACCCUUUUAAAGCACCCAGUAUUUAUAUGCUAACUCCUAACGGACGUUUUAAGACGAGUACGAGGCUAUGUUUAUCAAUAUCAGAUUUUCACCCAGACACAUGGAAUCCAGGAUGGAGUGUCAGCACUAUUCUUACUGGACUUCUUAGUUUUAUGUUAGAAACGUCAGCGACGCUGGGAAGCAUUGAAACAACAGAUAAAAUGAAGUCUAUCUACGCUCGAGACAGUGGGGCCUAUAAUUUGAAAGAUAAAAGAUUUAAAGAACUUUUCCCAACUUUAGUAGAGGAAAUAGAGGAGAAGAUAAGAUGUACAGUACCAGAAGAAACCCAAGCUGUAACAGAAGCCGUCCCACUCUCCACUCAGCCAAACAGCAACAUGAUCAACUUAGCCGUCCUCGUCGUAUUUGCGGUCUUCGCUUACGUUGUUAAAUUCAUGGUGCAGAGCUUACAAUGAUACUAAAAUUGUAAUGACAUCAUCCGGUGACGUAACGAAUGUUCUGGUGACGUCAUCCGGUGUGAUGAUGUCAUUUACAACCGAUUACGUCAGAGGAUGAGGAUGGUGAUCUGCAUUAGAUCGAGUGGCUGGAUUAAUAAUUGUUUACAAUGAAAACUACGCCGGACUCCAAUAUUAAAAAACCAGUUUAAAUGUUAAAUGUGUUCUUAUUAUUGUGGUGAACUGCAUGCCAGUUGAUUUCUCUGUUCCUGUCAUUCGAUAACGGUUAUCUAAAUCCUCAUAUUUGAUAAUUUGUAACUAGUGACGAAUAUACGGCCAACUGCAACCUAUUAUUUAAAAAAUGACAUUAUUCAUCAUUCAUGGCCCACCUGUCAUGUUGAAACACAUUGUUGGUUGGAUUGUAUUAGUAUUACAGUUCGUCCAAUGGGCGAUUGAAUCCAAAAAAGGGUACCGUCCAAUUUAUUUGACAUUCGAAAGCAUCACUUGUCACUGCAACAUAUUUGUAUUCGUUGUUUGAGUUAACUUAAAUCCAAUAAUCAAGUUUGCUAUAUUUGUUCACUGUGAAGGGAAAUUGCUGUAUAAUUCUAAUUCAUAUAAGAAAAAGGAAAACUUUAAAUUUGAUGAGGGAGCGUUAAUUUAUACCGAUCAUCUUUGAACCUUGAAAUUGUAAAUACCAGUUGAACUUUAUUGAAAGUUAAGGCUUAUUUUUGACUGAUAAUACUAAUAUAUGUAAGUUGCAUUUGCGAUUUGUUUUCUUAUCCCA
Molecule: messenger RNA, 1434 nt
Organism: Bolinopsis microptera
Lineage: Eukaryota; Metazoa; Ctenophora; Tentaculata; Lobata; Bolinopsidae
Product: ubiquitin-conjugating enzyme E2 J2-like
Exons: 7
Coding region: 15-671 (218 amino acids)
Source: RefSeq, a predicted model, not a curated record